GGGUGCCAUUCAGUGCCUGGGCUCCGGGAAAGUCGUGCUUUUACGGUUCCGGGUACUGGCUCCCACACCACUGCCUCGUGUGGGGUUGUUCGCCCGUGAAGGGGCAGGACAGGGUGCGCGCUGGUGGAGGUUGAAAUUGUUACAUUUUGGCCGGGCGCGGUGGCUCACGCCUGUAAUCCCAGCACUUUGGGAGGCCGAGGCAGGUGGAUCACGAGGUCAGGAGAUCGAGACCAUCCUGGCUAACACAGUGAAACCCCGUCUCUACUAAAAAAAUACAAAAAAUCAGCCGGGCGUGGUGACGGGCGCCUGUAGUCCCAGCUACUCAGGAGGCUGAGGCAGGAGGAUGGCGUGAACCCGGGAGGCGGAGCUUGCAGUGAGCCGAGAUCGCGCCAGUGCACUCCAGCCUGGGCGACAGAGCGAAACUACGUCUCAAAAAAAAAAAAAAAGAAAGAAAAGAAAUUGUUACAUUUUAUAUAUAUAGGAACAAUCCUGCACCAUGACUCAACAGCCACUUCGAGGAGUGACCAGCCUGCGUUUCAACCAAGACCAAAGCUGCUUUUGCUGCGCCAUGGAGACAGGUGUGCGCAUCUACAACGUGGAGCCCUUGAUGGAGAAGGGGCAUCUGGACCACGAGCAGGUGGGCAGCAUGGGCUUGGUGGAGAUGCUGCACCGCUCCAACCUUCUGGCCUUGGUGGGCGGUGGUAGUAGUCCCAAGUUCUCAGAGAUCUCAGCAGUGCUGAUCUGGGACGAUGCCCGGGAGGGCAAGGACUCCAAGGAGAAGCUGGUGCUGGAGUUCACCUUCACCAAGCCAGUGCUUUCUGUGCGCAUGCGCCAUGACAAGAUCGUGAUCGUGCUGAAGAACCGCAUCUAUGUGUACUCCUUCCCCGACAAUCCCCGAAAGCUGUUUGAGUUUGAUACCCGGGACAACCCCAAGGGGCUCUGUGACCUCUGCCCCAGCCUGGAGAAGCAACUGCUAGUGUUCCCGGGACACAAGUGUGGGAGUCUGCAACUUGUGGACCUGGCGAGCACAAAGCCUGGCACCUCGUCUGCUCCAUUCACGAUCAAUGCACAUCAGAGUGACAUAGCCUGUGUGUCUCUAAACCAGCCAGGCACUGUAGUGGCCUCAGCCUCCCAGAAGGGUACCCUUAUUCGCCUCUUUGACACACAAUCCAAGGAGAAACUGGUGGAGCUGCGCCGAGGCACUGACCCUGCCACCCUCUACUGCAUUAACUUCAGCCACGACUCCUCCUUCCUCUGCGCUUCCAGUGAUAAGGGUACUGUCCAUAUCUUUGCUCUCAAGGAUACCCGCCUCAACCGCCGCUCCGCGCUGGCUCGCGUGGGCAAGGUGGGGCCUAUGAUUGGGCAGUACGUGGACUCUCAGUGGAGCCUGGCGAGCUUCACUGUGCCUGCUGAGUCAGCUUGCAUCUGCGCCUUCGGUCGCAAUACUUCCAAGAACGUCAACUCUGUCAUUGCCAUCUGCGUAGAUGGGACCUUCCACAAAUAUGUCUUCACUCCUGAUGGAAACUGCAACAGAGAGGCUUUCGACGUGUACCUUGACAUCUGUGAUGAUGAUGACUUUUAAGGACCCUGGGGGCUGUGCUAGGGACCUGCAGUGGCAGAACUGCAGAGCUGAGCCUUGGCAGUGGGGCGUGCUUGGAAGCCACCAGCCAGCAAGCAUUAAUGGGGCUGGUGCCCACUUUCCACUCAGCAGAGCUAUGUCUAAAUAAAGAGCUCACUUCCCCCCAGCACUUCUUGAUGACUGUGUGCCCCAAGGGCCAGGCCAGAGACCCAGGAAGGCAGCGACCCCUUGGGAUCCCUAACCUGGAGGAAAUUGCCAGGGACCCAGAGGGAGUGCCCUAAUCCAACCUGGGGAUUUUUUAAAAGCUUCCUAGGAAGAGAUGAUCUCCGAUGUGAUGAAUACGAAUAAAAGGCCCUUAAUGGCA
Messenger RNA from Homo sapiens (human), 1943 nucleotides. It is a transcript of the gene WDR45, whose product is annotated as WD repeat domain 45. The transcript is spliced from 12 exons. NCBI's taxonomy places the organism in Eukaryota, Metazoa, Chordata, Mammalia, Primates, Hominidae. The record is from RefSeq and is marked reviewed. The coding region runs from base 497 to 1582 and encodes 361 amino acids. Gene Ontology annotation, cellular component: cytoplasm; phagophore assembly site.